Messenger RNA from Mycena citricolor, 3695 nucleotides. The record is from the annotation of a GenBank genome assembly. Lineage: Eukaryota; Fungi; Basidiomycota; Agaricomycetes; Agaricales; Mycenaceae.
CCUGUUCCGUCUUUCCUUCUCCAUGUUAUAAAAAUUGUUUGACUCGAUUUCUCACAUCUUUCCGAGGCACCGUACCGCCAUGUUGGACGAAGAUGAGAAACAGUGCAAACUCACUCAAGAAAGGUCUUCGACGACGUCCAGCAGCCUAAGCUGGCAGAAUCGAUUGCUUCUUUGGGGUGUGGAAGCUCGAGGAAUAAAACCGGUUACCCUCGAGGUAACACUACUCGCACAAUCAUCCGCGACCCUCCUCACUGCUCCCCAGGACCGGACAGACACCCAGUACUCGAAGAUAUUCUUCAUUUGGUUUUCGGCUAGUACCAAUCUGCUACCGUUCUCGACAGGAUCUCUCGGUCCUAUCGCGUACGGGCUUAGUCUACGAGACUCAUGCCUUGUAAUCUUGUUCUUCAAUCUCCUCUGUUGUUUACCAGCAGGCUAUCUCUCGACCUGGGGACCUCGCUUGGGGUUGCGGCAGAUGGUCCAAGCGCGAUUCAGUUUUGGAUAUUUUGGCGUGAUGGCCCCAGUGCUCCUCAAUCUCAUCAACAUGACGGGUUUCUGCAUAUUAGAUUGCAUUCUCGGUGGGCAGACGCUGGCUGCCGUAGCAAACGGCAAUCUCAGCUGGAGUGUCGGAAUCGUCAUUAUUGCCGCCGUUUCGCUUCUGCUGUCGUUUUGUGGGUGGAAGAUUCUGCACCGAUACGAGCGUUUCGCCUGGAUCCCUGUCGUCAUCAUCUUUCUGAUCGUCGUGGGCAUCGGCGGGAAACACUUCAGAGACAUACCUGAAGCUGAACCGGCCACUGUGCAGACGAUAUUGUCCUUUGCCGCUGUUAUCGCGGGUUUUGUAUUAACAUGGUCUCCCCUCUCCUCGGAUUUCAGCUGUUAUAUGCCACCGGAGGCACCCAAGACUCUUGUAUUCAUGUAUUCCUAUUUUGGCCUUUUGCUGCCGACUGUCGCACUGCAAAGUCUGGGCGCUUUGAUCGGCGCCUGUGUCGUGAAUGUUCCUGCAUGGGAGGCAGGAUACGAGGCGGAUAAUGUCGGUGGGAUGCUUGAUGCUGUAUUGAGUCCCGCGGGAGGAUUUGGGAAAUUCCUGACUGUCUUGCUUGCCCUAUCUGUCAUGGGCAAUGUUGCUGCGACAUUCUACUGCAUCUCCCUGAAUAUCCAGACCCUCGUCCCAGCGCUCAUGUCUGUGCCACGUUAUGUAUUCUCGGUGCUGAUCACGGCCAUAGUCAUCCCACUCUCGAUUGUCGGAGCCCACAGUUUCUACUCGACUUUGAGCAACUUCCUUGGGCUGAUCGGCUACUGGGCCAGCGUCUUCAUCGUCAUAAUACUCGAGGAGCACUUCAUAUUCCGCAAAGGAGAUCUAUCGCGCUAUGAUGUGUCUGAGUGGAAUCGGCCCAGCGAGCUCCCCAGCGGUAUUGCCGCUCUUCUCGCUGGAGCUUGCGGGAUCGGAGUCGCCAUUCCGGCCAUGGCCCAGGUUUGGUAUACCGGUCCAAUUGCACGGGUGACCGGGGACAUUGGCUUUGAGCUUGCUUUUGUGGUCACUACUGUCGUGUAUCCAGCUCUCCGUCUGCUCGAGAUACGCUGGCGCGGAAAAGUGUAGCAUUUGUCUCAAUUACACCGUUUUUAAUGUAGCACAAGCAAUCUCACAGUAUAGCAGGAACAGAAGAUGAACGCGCCCGCAGAUGUAUCAAUUACAAUUUCUAAAAAAGGAAUGUGAUCGGACUCGCGAGUCACGUGUGAAGCGUGUUGUAAGAGCGCACGGUGCGUCGUGCUUUUCUCUUGCUCGCCACCGCGCCGUUUGCUUCGCAUCCUUACUUUGCUUCCGUUCCUGAACAAAGUGGCUCGCGACGUGAAGUCAUGUCUACGCCUUCCCUGCUUCAUUCAUGUUCAUCAACCUACGCUUCCGCUGACCCGGACACUCAGCUCGAAGCUGAUAUUGCGGACGAGCAGCAUCAUGAUACGACUUACGACGAAAACGACCUCCCGCCCCGUCCGAAUAGUCGGCUCGGUUUCAACGGCGAGACAUCGAAAGACACCGCGACUGAGGAGCAGCCUCACUCGCGCCCACGGUCCGGCACGUUCCAGUGGACGAAGGGUAUAUUCAAAAGAAUUGGAAUCCUCUCUGGUGGUCCCUGCGAGGCCGAAGUCGACAUGGACAUCACCGCGCUGAGUGCACCGACGUCGCCUGAAGAGCAGAUGUACAGAAACGGCGAAUACGAUGACGAUGACAUUGACCCUCUCAUGCUUCCUGCACUACCGUCGCUGUCCUCUGUCUCAUCCACAUCUUCACUUGUCGAAAUGGACGUGUACUCGACGGAGUACGACGUCGAAUCAGACGACUCCUUGGACCAAAUCGAGUAUGAGUUGGAAAUACUCGCUGAGGCUUCAUCUGCUCUUUCCGACGUGACCAUUGAGCAAUGCGCUCCUGCUCUCAGUCUAGCCCCAUCGUUGCCUCCAUUGGAGCCUCUGCCGCCCAUCACUAUCCCCGAUUGCGAACCGUCGGCGUUCACACCACAGCCUCCAGCUCCUCUCAGACGAUCCAAAUUCUCCUGCUUGCCCUCGCCUCUUUCCCCCAAUGAAGAUGAACGGUCCAUACAAGUGCGGCCGCUACGGCAUGCAUAUGGUCACCAUGGUCGAUCGCGACAUUCACUUCUCCACCUCAAAUACCUCUGGUCGCUACGCGAAGACCAAUGGGAGCGGCACCUUACCCGGUUAUGCGACCGCGGGAUCUCGGUGCUUGAUCCCAGGGCCAGGGUUCCUCCUCGUUCAGUGCGCCUGCCGACGCUGAUGGUCCCUCCGGUGCCGCCCAUGACGAUCCACCCACGGCGUGGCGAGCUGUCUGCGCUGCGAGACCCGUACUGUGCGCACAUGGAUCGGUGUUUUGUGAACUUUCCAGCGUGGACGAUGGCGAAGACGCUAUGGAUGUAUGAUGUGCACGUCUUGGCGAGUCACCAGAGACGACUAUCCUCUCCGUUCGAGACUGCGGAUGAUAGUGACGACAGCGAGGGCGAGUCUAUGGCUGAAUCUAUGUCAUCGGCUGGAUUCAGCGACGACUCGGACCAUACCCUGGUUGAUGGCGAGGACAGCAUCGGGUCGCUGGUGGAGAUUGAUCUUGACGGCGACAAGAUCCCUAUGUCUUCCACACCGCCAUCAAGUUCGGUGAUGUUGGCCCAGCGGGGCAAGCCUCAUGAGCAGCCGGGCCCUCGAUGGGAGACGUCCUGGUACAAACGCUGGGAGGUGCUGAUCGAGUUGAUGAGAUUGGACGCCACGAAAGGAGGACAAGCGCCUCCUCCCUGCCGACCUGUUCGGUCACCUCACUUCUUCAUUGAGGACGACGAUGAAAAUGACGAUACUUGGGACGAAGAAAACUGGGACGAAAUGCUGCGUGAUGUCACGUCUCCUGCGGAGCUUUCGCUCUGAUCCCAGUUGGGUUUGCCUGGAUUCUAGUCUGCUGAAUGACCCAUCCCACACUUGUAUUACCACCAACAUUGCCGUCAGCAUUCUCUCGCAUCAUUAGGAACCAUCCCUCCUCGAUUUGUUUGGCCGUAAUGUAGACUACUGUACACAUCCAUAUCCUUAACUCACUCAUUAGUAUUUCGUUCGUAGGGUACAUACUGGCUCUGUGUUGUAUCUGUACCUGGACCGGAUGUCGGUCCGCAAUUCCGCGGACUUGUUCCAGACAAACCUUGAUAGGAUGUUUG